AUGUUGAGCAGAGUUUCCACCUCAGCAUUACGCAAAGGCUUGUGUACUGCUCCGAGGUGGAGUCUUCUACCUCGAAGCCGCCGCGGCCUGCUCACACUUGCCAUCGAAACUUCCUGCGACGACACAUCGGUAGCUAUCGUCGAGAAGGAAUCCAAUGCCGUCCAAAUCCAUUUCCUCGAUAAGGUGACAUGCGACACCAGCGCAUACCAGGGCAUCCACCCGGUCGUGGCUCUCGAAUCGCAUCAAGAGAAUAUCGCAAGUCUCCAACAAACGAUCAAUGUAUCGAGUGAUUCUCAAUUGCGCAGGAAACCCGACUUCGUAUGCUCCACUAGGGGACCAGGGUUCCGCUCGAACCUCUUUGUCGGGCUAGAUACAGGAAAGGCGCUUUCCGUCGCAUGGCAGGUGCCGUUCGUUGGAGUCCAUCAUAUGCAGGCUCAUCUGUUGACUCCUCGUCUUCCCAUCACUCCCGAGUUUCCCUUCCUCUCUAUCCUCAUCUCUGGCGGCCAUACAAUGCUAGUCAAGUCCUCCUCCAUAACCGACCACGAAAUCAUGGCUUCGACGGUGGACCGAGCCCUCGGAGAAGCUCUAGACAAGGCCGCCCGCGAAAUCAUUCCUCCUUUUCUCCUCCAGACGUCAAAGAGCACCAUGUACGGGAAAUUGCUAGAAGAGUUCGCCUUCCCGAACGGCAAAGCCGACUACGCCGACUACCAAGCUCCCAAAUCUCGCCACGACGAACUUAUCCCACGAGAAAACCCCUGGGGCUGGUCGUUCACAGAGCCGUGGGCCCACAGCCGUCAACUGCAAUACAGCUUCUGCUUCAUAGGCAGUACGCUGGCGAGGAUAUUUUCCGCUCGCGAAGCAGCCGGUCAAACUAUAAGUCAUGAGGAGAGGAUAGCACUCGCUCGGGAGGCAAUGCGGACUAGCUUUGAGCAUCUCGCGUCGCGCACUAUCAUGGCGCUGGAAAGCCUUGCGAAACAAGGGCCUGAGAAGGAGGUUAAGACCCUCGUUGUUAGUGGUGGCGUUGCGGCGAACCAGUACCUUAUGACUGUGUUGCGCUCGUGGCUGGAUGCCCGCGGGUUCGGGCACGUUGGGCUUGUUGCUCCUCCGCCAUACUUGUGUACGGAUAAUGCUGCUAUGAUUGCUUGGGCGGGUAUGGAGAUGUUUGAGGCGGGCUGGCGCACGAAUCUUACCUCUCGGGCUAUUAGAAAGUGGUCGCUUGAUCCGCGGGAGGGGGAUGGUGGUGUGCUGGGGCCAUUCGGGUGGGAAAGAGCUGAGGAUCAUUUUGUACAAUAG
Aspergillus niger is the source of this 1293-nucleotide messenger RNA. RefSeq lists its product as uncharacterized. Gene Ontology annotation, cellular component: mitochondrion. Lineage: Eukaryota; Fungi; Ascomycota; Eurotiomycetes; Eurotiales; Aspergillaceae. The transcript has 4 exons. Bases 1 to 1293 code for a protein of 430 amino acids. The record is from RefSeq and is a predicted model, not a curated record. Gene Ontology annotation, biological process: mitochondrial tRNA threonylcarbamoyladenosine modification.